Molecule: messenger RNA, 707 nt
Organism: Macadamia integrifolia
Lineage: Eukaryota; Viridiplantae; Streptophyta; Magnoliopsida; Proteales; Proteaceae
Product: DNA-directed RNA polymerases II, IV and V subunit 11
Exons: 5
Coding region: 109-459 (116 amino acids)
Biological process (GO): transcription by RNA polymerase II
Cellular component (GO): RNA polymerase II, core complex
Molecular function (GO): protein dimerization activity; DNA binding
Source: RefSeq, a predicted model, not a curated record
UUUAUAGAAAAGCACGUUUUAGCGAACAAGGCAUUGUCUACUUCCGUUGAUCGACGGUCAAGAAACUGACAAUAUCACAGCGGAGACAAAGUAAGGCAGCAGAGAACCAUGAACGCCCCAGAUCGAUACGAGCGUUUCGUCGUUCCUGAAGGCACCAAGAAGGUUUCCUAUGAGAGAGAUACGAAGAUAAUAAAUGCUGCGUCCUUCACUAUUGAGAGAGAGGAUCACACCGUCGGAAACAUUCUUCGGAUGCAAUUACACAGGGACCCUAAUGUGUUGUUUGCCGGUUACAAGCUCCCUCACCCCUUGCAGUACAAAAUUAUAGUUAGGGUACACACAACGAGCCAAUCGUCUCCAAUGCAGGCGUAUAACCAGGCUAUAAAUGAUCUAGACAAGGAACUCAAUCACUUGAAGAGUGUUUUUGAGGAAGAGUUGACGAAGCAUCCCAGGGAGUACUAAGGGCAUAUAAGGCUCAGGCUCUCUACAGCCAAUGAAAAUGUCAUUUUGACCUUAUCCUACUCUUUACAUAUGGUGGGUGGUGGAUGCCUAAAUUGACAGGCCAUUGGUAUGACCUUUUUUUUUUAAUUAUUAUUUGGGCUCUGUGCCCUAAUUUCAUCUUCAUGGUGGUCCAUAUAAUGUCCCCGGGAACAUGAUAUUGUAUGCUUCGAAUAGAAUUAAAAUUGGAUAUAGCUUUUGCGAUUGCCUUC